This is a messenger RNA of Exaiptasia diaphana, 2065 nucleotides long. Its product is annotated as D-glutamate cyclase, mitochondrial. Gene Ontology annotation, biological process: glutamate metabolic process. The transcript is spliced from 5 exons. Bases 99 to 2024 code for a protein of 641 amino acids. NCBI's taxonomy places the organism in Eukaryota, Metazoa, Cnidaria, Anthozoa, Actiniaria, Aiptasiidae. Gene Ontology annotation, molecular function: D-glutamate cyclase activity. The record is from RefSeq and is a predicted model, not a curated record.
UGCUACGUCAAAUGUUUCGUGACUAGACUUCUUCAAUUAUUUAAAACGCGCAUGGCAUKUAAAACACAACAACAAWAAUACGACUUACGGAAACUAGCAUGUUCACCAGGUACUUUUGGACUCGACCACAGUAUUUACGUGAAACAAACAUGGCGUUGAGUUUAACUUCUCAGCUGAAACCAUGGGAAACUCGAAAACUAUUCCGCACAGACACAAAGUUGUUUGGCAAACCAUCCGCAUCUUACAGCUUGGGAUGUCUUCAGGCUAAUGUUGCCAUACUUCCCUCUUCAUUUGCCGACGAUUUCAGUGAGUUUUGCCGUCUGAACAAAGCACCAUGUCCAAUAGUUUAUCGCAGUCAGCGUGGUGAACUAGAUACUCCACUGUCUAAAGGAUCUGACAUCAGGACAGAUGUUUCAAAAUACCUUGUCACCAAACGUGAUACAUCAGGAAAGCACACAACUUUACCGGCUUGGGAGUUGACUGAAUAUCCUUUUGAUGACAUGGUUACAUUUUACAUAGGAUGUAGUUUUACAUUUGACAAUGCCUUGAUAAAUGCUGGCAUACCAAUACAUCAUGUGGUCAAGUCCAAAAAUGUUGCCAUGUACAAUGCAAACAUCAAAUGUAAUCCUGUAGGACCUUUCUCAUGUGACAAGAUGGUGGUAUCCAUGAGAUUAGUAAAGAAAGAUGAUGUUGAAAAAGCAGUAGCUGUGACAGCCAAGUAUCAUGAGGUUCAUGGUGCUCCAAUACAUAUUGGUGAUCCUAAGAUGAUUGGAAUAACAGAUAUUUUCAAACCUGAUGCUGGAGACAGCCCAGAGAUCAAUGAUGAUGAAGUUCCUGUGUUCUGGGGAUGUGGUGUUACAACAUCUGUAGCUAUUAAAAGUGCCAAACCUGAUAUUUGCAUUUCUCAUUCGCCUGGAUGCAUGUUUAUAUUUGAUAUUGAUGUGAAGGACUUCUUCAAAGAGCAUCCACCUCCACAUGGCAAUGAACAACCUAAAGUAAUUUCAUUGCAAGAUGACCCUUACUAUGCCUGUAUUCUUGGUGAACAUGCCUUGGAUAAAAUCAACCAGCUAGAACAAGUCAUUCAAGAUGAUCCUGGUAACAGAGGAAUAAAGCCUCUUCACAAACCAGGGGAGCUUGUUAGAGCAGCUUUAAGGUUGUCUAAAGCAAACUCGAUUGCUAUAGUUACAGGUUUCCCUGUCAAAUGUGGGAAUGACUACCUCCCUGAAACAGAUGGACCAUUAGGUGCACUAACAAUGGCUAAAGCUUUCCUGGCUCUUGGCAAAAGUGUUACACUUGUUGGAAGUCAUUACACUACUAAUAUAUUCAGAGACAUUGUUCAAGAUAGUGUUGAUGCAAAGAUUAUUCCAAAAGGUAUUGCAGUUGAGGAAUUCACUCCCUGCACAAGUAAACCACCUCAAAAAUCAGCCUGCGAAUUUCUCUAUCAUGAUCAAGAUUGCACAAAACCACGAUUUGAUGCUCUUGUUGCAAUAGAAGCAUUAGGAAGAACAGAACAUGGUUAUUACAAGUCAAUGCAUGCUAGGGAUUUAACAUCUAUCUGCAAGAUCAGUCCCGUUGAUGAAMUCUUUAUUCAAGCUCAAUGUAAAGGAGGUAUCUCAACAAUUGGCAUAGGUGAUGGUGGAAAUGAAAUAGGCAUGGGUAACGUUAAGAUGGAAGUUCAACAACAUAUCAAAAAUGGUCAAGAAAUUGCAUGUGCUGUGACUGCUAAUCACUUGAUAACUGCUGGUGUGUCUAACUGGGGUGGAUCAGCACUUGCAAUGGCAGUAUUUAUAUUACAAAAUUGUCUUCUUCAUUCUCGCUAUCUACAUCAUGGAAUUGGUGAACACYGUCCAGUCAAACAGGAAGAUAUGGUGAAUUCUUACCAACAGGAAGAGAAACUUCUGGAGUUGAUUAUAUCUCGUGGUUGUGUUGAUGGUGUACUAGCCAAACCUGGUAUGUUGGUGGAUGGAAUCGAAUUUAAUGACACUCACAAAACUAUCACAGAGAAAAUGUUCUCAAUAUUGUAAAUUACUUUCAGAGAAGAAAUAAUAAGAUUUUUUAAAAAGGC